This is a messenger RNA of Cokeromyces recurvatus, 843 nucleotides long. RefSeq lists its product as uncharacterized. The record is from RefSeq and is a predicted model, not a curated record. The transcript is spliced from 3 exons. Gene Ontology annotation, biological process: mRNA splicing, via spliceosome. Gene Ontology annotation, cellular component: U1 snRNP. Bases 1 to 843 code for a protein of 280 amino acids. Gene Ontology annotation, molecular function: U1 snRNA binding. NCBI's taxonomy places the organism in Eukaryota, Fungi, Mucoromycota, Mucoromycetes, Mucorales, Mucoraceae.
AUGCCCCCUCCUGGUGGUUUACCUCAUAAUGGUCCUCCACCACCACAAGGUGCAUUUCCACCAGCUUCUAAUCCUCAACCCUUUAUCCCUAAUGUCACUCAAACUGUACCACCAGCUGGUAUUGUCAAUGGCGUUCCUCUUGCUAAACAACCUUUAAAUACAGUACCUUGCCGAACAGUUUAUGUUAGCAAUCUUAAUGAAAAAGUGAAAUUAGAAGUUUUAAAAAACUCUUUACGUACAUUAUUUAAACAAUUCGGUGAAGUAUUAGAUGUCGUGGCUCAUAAAAAUAUUCGUAUGCGUGGUCAAGCAUUUGUUGCAUUUCCUAGUGAAGAAAAUGCAGAAAAAGCCAUUAAAGAAUUACAACAUUUUAUUUUGUAUGAUAAACCCAUGGUACUUCAAUUUGCACGUACUAAAUCAGAUGUACAUGCUAAAAAAGAUGGUGAUUACGAUUCUCAUUACCAAAGACGAAUGACUAAAAAACAAGAAAUCUCUAAAUUACCUCUUCCUGGAUCACAUAAACCUAGUUUCAAGGCUAAUAGGCAACUAAACAAACCUAGUGGAUCUGCUCACUUUAAUCCUACAGCUAAUAUUCCUGAUGAAUAUUUACCCCCAAAUAAGAUUUUAUUCUUACAAAACUUGCCCGAAACAAUUACUCAAGAACAGCUUGUCGACCUCUUCCAGCGUUAUCCUGGCUUUAGAGAAGUUCGUAUGAUUCCUACAAAGAAGACAAUUGCCUUUGUUGAAUAUGAUAAUGAGCUUCAAGCUGUUGUUGCAAAGACGGAAUUAUCUCGACAUUCUUUUGGUCCAGAUCAAGAAAUGAAGGUUACUUUCGCAAGAAAGUAA